Melopsittacus undulatus (budgerigar) is the source of this 767-nucleotide messenger RNA. It is a transcript of the gene RGCC, whose product is annotated as regulator of cell cycle. The record is from RefSeq and is a predicted model, not a curated record. Gene Ontology annotation, biological process: regulation of cell cycle. Lineage: Eukaryota; Metazoa; Chordata; Aves; Psittaciformes; Psittaculidae. The transcript has 5 exons. Gene Ontology annotation, molecular function: protein kinase binding; protein kinase activator activity. Gene Ontology annotation, cellular component: cytoplasm. The coding region runs from base 54 to 449 and encodes 131 amino acids.
CCCGUGCUGGCGGCGGGAGCAGGGGCGGUCAGCGGCGCUGGGGCACCGCCGCCAUGAAGUCACCUCAGGGCCAGCGGCCGGCGGGUCAAGCGCUGGGUGAGGACGGCGGCGGGGGCCUGGCCGAGGCGCUGGGAGAGUUUGACACCGUGCUGGCCGAGUUCUCCUGCCCCGCCGGCCGGCGCCGCUUCCACUACGGAGAGCACCUGGAGCGCAUGAAGCGGCGGAGCAGCGCCAGCGUCAGCGACGGCAGCGGCCUCAGCGACUCCGAGAGCGCAGAUUCACUCUACAGAAAUAGUUUCAGCCUCAGUGAUGAAAAGCUUAACUCUCCAACUACAUCUACUCCAAGCUUGCCAUCUCCAUCAGUAACUCCAUGUAAAGCAAGGCUUGGAGACACAAAAGAACUGGAAGACUUCAUUGCUGAUCUUGACAGGACACUAGCAAGUAUGUGAUGGAUAAGUGACAUCAGUCUGAGACUGAGAACUGCUGCCCUUGUCUGAUAACUUUGCUACCCAAGAUAUUUACCUUCUGAACAUAACCGUUGUAAAUUCCUACAAGUAUUUAACUGGCAACAUCAGUUUUGUGACUCUGCAGCAGAUGGUAUAAGAUAACUUAAGUAUUACAGCUGUAUUUUACUUUAAAAUAUAGCUUGAAUUUUAAUUUAAAAUUGCUUUUACGAAAAUAUAUUUGUAAUUUUAUAUAGUUGAAAACUUUUAAUGCUUUUUGCCAUUAUGAUAUAUUUUUGUAUGCAAAUAAACCUUGAACUGGAA